Molecule: messenger RNA, 2535 nt
Organism: Metarhizium robertsii ARSEF 23
Lineage: Eukaryota; Fungi; Ascomycota; Sordariomycetes; Hypocreales; Clavicipitaceae
Product: elongation factor 2
Exons: 4
Coding region: 1-2535 (844 amino acids)
Biological process (GO): translational elongation
Cellular component (GO): ribonucleoprotein complex; cytosol
Molecular function (GO): GTPase activity; ribosome binding; translation elongation factor activity
Source: RefSeq, a predicted model, not a curated record
AUGGUCAACUUCACCAUCGACGAGAUUCGGGCCCUUAUGGACAAGCCCACCAAUGUCCGUAACAUGUCCGUCAUUGCCCACGUCGAUCACGGCAAGUCUACCCUGACCGACUCUCUUCUUGCCAAAGCCGGUAUCAUUUCCACCGCAAAGGCGGGUGAUGCACGAGCAACCGAUACUCGUGCCGACGAGCAGGAGCGUGGUAUCACCAUCAAGUCCACCGCCAUCUCCCUGUAUGGUCAUCUUGACGACCCCGAGGACAUCAAAGACAUUGUUGGCCAGAAGACCGACGGCCAGGACUUCUUGAUCAACUUGAUUGACUCGCCCGGUCACGUUGAUUUCUCAUCCGAAGUCACUGCUGCCCUCCGUGUCACCGACGGUGCCCUCGUUGUCGUCGACACCGUCGAAGGUGUGUGCGUCCAGACCGAGACUGUGCUCCGUCAGGCUCUUGGUGAGCGUAUCAAACCCGUUGUCAUCAUCAACAAGGUCGAUCGCGCUCUUCUCGAGCUUCAGGUCUCCAAGGAGGAUCUGUACCAGUCCUUCUCCCGUACUAUCGAGUCCGUCAACGUCAUCAUUUCCACCUACCUCGACAAGACCCUCGGUGACGUCCAGGUCUAUCCCGACAAGGGUACCAUUGCCUUCGGUUCUGGUCUGCACGGCUGGGCCUUUACCGUCCGUCAGUUCGCCAUCCGAUAUGCCAAGAAGUUUGGUGUCGACAAGAACAAGAUGAUGGAGCGUCUCUGGGGCGACAACUACUUCAACCCUCACACCAAGAAGUGGACCAAGAACGGCACAUACGAAGGCAAGCAACUUGAGCGUGCUUUCAACCAGUUCAUCCUGGACCCCAUCUUCAAGAUCUUCAAUGCCGUCAUGAACUUCAAGAACGAUGAGAUCACCACGCUUCUUGAGAAGCUCAACCUCAAGUUGGACGCUGAUGACCGCCAGAAGGAGGGCAAGCAGCUGCUCAAGGUCGUCAUGCGAACUUUCCUGCCCGCUGCCGACUCCCUGCUGGAAAUGAUGAUUCUCCACCUUCCUUCUCCCGUCACUGCCCAGAAGUACCGUGCUGAGACUUUGUACGAGGGACCUCUUGACGAUCCUGCCGCCAUUGGUAUCCGUGACUGCGACCCCAAGGGCCCUCUCAUGUUGUACGUCUCCAAGAUGGUUCCCACCUCCGAUAAGGGUCGAUUCUACGCCUUCGGCCGUGUCUUCUCCGGUACCGUCCGUUCCGGUCUCAAGGUCCGCAUUCAGGGCCCCAACUAUGUCCCCGGCAAGAAGGAGGACCUGUUCAUCAAGGCCAUUCAGCGUACCGUUCUCAUGAUGGGCGGCAAGGUCGAGGCCAUUGACGACAUGCCUGCUGGUAACAUUGUCGGUCUCGUUGGUAUCGAUCAGUUCUUGCUCAAGUCUGGUACUCUUACCACUUCUGACACUGCCCACAACCUCAAGGUCAUGAAGUUCUCCGUCUCCCCCGUCGUUCAGCGUUCCGUCCAGGUCAAGAACGCCCAGGAUCUCCCCAAGCUGGUCGAAGGUCUCAAGCGUCUGUCCAAGUCCGACCCUUGCGUCCUGACCAUGACCUCCGAGUCUGGUGAGCACAUUGUCGCCGGUGCUGGUGAGCUGCAUCUUGAGAUUUGCUUGAAGGAUCUCGAGGAGGACCACGCCGGUGUUCCUCUCAACAUCUCGGACCCCGUCGUCCAGUACCGUGAGACCGUCCAGGGCAAGUCCAGCAUGACGGCUCUGUCCAAGUCCCCCAACAAGCACAACCGUCUGUACAUGGUUGCUGAGCCCAUUGAUGAGGAGCUUUCUCUGGCCAUUGAGGGCGGCAAGGUCUCUGCCCGUGAUGAUUUCAAGGCUCGUGCCCGUGUCCUGGCCGAUGACUUCGGUUGGGAUGUCACUGAUGCCCGUAAGAUCUGGACUUUCGGUCCUGAUGGUACCGGUGCCAACUUGCUGGUUGACCAGACCAAGGCUGUUCAGUACCUGAACGAAAUCAAGGACUCCGUCGUCUCUGGUUUCCAGUGGGCCAGUCGUGAGGGUCCUGUUGCUGAGGAGCCCAUGCGCUCUAUCCGCUUCAACAUCCUCGAUGUCACCCUGCACGCUGAUGCCAUUCACCGUGGUGGUGGUCAGAUCAUUCCCACUGCCCGUCGUGUCCUGUACGCCUCUGCCUUGCUGGCCGAGCCCGCCCUGCUCGAGCCCGUCUACCUGGUCGAAAUUCAGGUUCCCGAGCAGGCCAUGGGUGGUGUCUAUGGUGUCCUUACCCGCCGUCGUGGUCACGUCUUCAACGAGGAGCAGCGCCCCGGUACUCCCCUCUUCAACAUCAAGGCCUAUCUGCCCGUCUUGGAGUCUUUCGGCUUCAACGGUGACCUGCGUGCCGCCACCUCUGGCCAGGCCUUCCCUCAGUCCGUCUUUGAUCACUGGCAGGUCCUGCCCGGUGGCUCUCCCCUUGACUCCACCUCCAAGGUCGGCCAGAUUGUCACAGAAAUGCGUAAGCGCAAGGGUAUCAAGGUCGAGGUUCCCGGCGUUGAGAACUACUAUGACAAGCUGUAA